Molecule: messenger RNA, 1542 nt
Organism: Striga asiatica
Lineage: Eukaryota; Viridiplantae; Streptophyta; Magnoliopsida; Lamiales; Orobanchaceae
Source: the annotation of a GenBank genome assembly
AUGACUAUAUCUCAUUCUAGUGCGACCGUGUGGGAAUUAGGGUUUACGGUCGAGAAUCAAAGGGUCAAGAUCGUAGAUUUCGGCAUAUGGGUGCGGUGCGCAAAGUCUCCCGUUUGGUCGGGAAGGGACAUGGAGACCUUUGGUGGUGGGGAAAACGGGACCACUCGUGCGAACGUGACGUUGAUGAGCACGUUGUUCGAUUGUGGUCCUCCGAAGGCGCUCGAGUAUGAUGUGUUGUUCAAGGGAAUGUAUUUGGCACGUGUGUUUAAGGCCGUGUGCAAGAAUAUGACGGCCGAGCUGCAUGCAAGCGACCGUCGUAGGUUUGUGGUUGGACGGCCGAGAUCGUGUCCGUUGACGGAUGAAGAUCUUUCACAUAUGCCUGUUACAAAAGAUCUAGAGAUUGAGCGUGCUUUCAAGGACUUAAUGGCCACAAAUUGGGAUGAACUUCCAUCAGAAAUCGUCCAUGGCGUAAAAAAUGCAUUGUCCAAGAACGCAGAGGACAAAGCUGCUCAGGAUGUUCUUAAAAAUGUGUUUCGAGCAGCUGAGGCAAAUGUGAAAACAUUGAGUGAAGAAUAUUCAAAGGCAUUGCAGACUAUUUUCGAUAGCAUAGUUUAUCUGGCUGCAUUUGGGCCAGAAGAGAGCUACUUGAAGAAGAAAGUGGAAACGGAGUUGGGAACAAAGAUGAUAUGUUUGAAAAUGUGGUGUGGUGGCCUCGAGGCUAAGUGGGGAAAGAUCAAGGAUUUCAGCAUAUGGGUCCGAUGCGCAAAGUCCCCCGAUUGGUGGGGAAGGGAGAUGGGGACCUUUGGUGGUGGGGAAAACGGGACCACUCGUGUGAACGUGACGUUGAUGAGCACGUUGUUCGAUUGUGGUCCUGCGGUCGAGAUGAAGAAGGCGCUCGAGUACGAUGUGAUGUUCAAGGGAAGGUACCGGGAACGUGCGAUUAAGGCCGUGUGCAAGAAUAUGACGGCCGAGCCGCAUGGCAGCCGUGGGUUUACGGUCGAGAAACAAAAUGACAAGAUCGGGGAUUUCGGCGUAUGGGUCCGGUGUGCAAAGUCUCCCGAUUGGUCGGGAAGGGAAAUGGGGACCUUUGGUCUUCGAGAAAACGGGAACGCUCGUGUGAACGUGACUUUGAGCACGAUGUUGUUCGAUUGUGGUCCGGUCGAGAUGAAGGCCCUCGAGUACGACGUGAUGUUCAAGGGAAGGUACUUGGAUUAUGAGUUUAAGGCCGUGUGCAAGAAUAUGACGGCAGCCGAGGCACAUGGCGGCCGCGGUGGGUCGUUUAUGGUUGGACCGCCGAAAUCGUGUCGGGUGAAUGAUUACAAACCUGAGAAAGUGUUGUUUGACCGUGUUCCGGUCGAGAUGAAGGCGCUCGAUUACGAUGUGAUGUUCAAGGGAAGCUACUGCAGAUACGAACUCAAGGCCGUGUGCAAGAAUAUGACGGCGCUUGGCAGCGGCCGUGGUGGGUUUAUGGUUGGACGGCCGAGAUCGUGUCUGGUGACGGAGUACAAAGAACCCCAGCGCGCAGACGAGCGACUAGCUUAG